Messenger RNA from Toxotes jaculatrix (banded archerfish), 1396 nucleotides. RefSeq names its product DNA-directed RNA polymerase II subunit RPB1-like. Lineage: Eukaryota; Metazoa; Chordata; Actinopteri; Toxotidae. The record is from RefSeq and is a predicted model, not a curated record. The transcript is spliced from 4 exons. The coding region runs from base 114 to 1280 and encodes 388 amino acids.
GGGAUCUAUAAUAAGGCCAGAGGUUACGCUCAACUCCAGUUAGUCCUUCUAAUCUGCUUGUCUCAAACCAUAGCUUCUGAGGAGUACACUGCGCUGUUUCUCAACAAACGGCCAUGGCUCUUGGAUGCCUUUUAUUGGUUUCAUGGAUUUGUUUUUUGCUGUUUGACAGCAGUGCUGGAUCACCAGCUAUAAAAGGGUUUGGAUAUCCAUACAUGACAGAUUCACGUAACUUAGAUGAUGAUGAUGGACAAGAUGUGUUGACCUCUCCAACCUCUGAUGAGAAUAACUGGCAGGCUUCAAAUAGCCAUCUCACUGACCCUGUAUACACAGGCUACAAGAAGCCUUCAGUUGCACAGCAUCCAGUUUUGGUCCCAACUCAUCAAAAGCUGCCUAACACACCUAGAGUUCCUGAAGUAGAGAGACUUGUUAAUGGUGACCCAAGAGACUGGGGCCUGGAAAAUGCUGACAAACCACUUAUCUUUCCUUUAAAACCUAACUACCAGCUAAGUGAUCCAGCAAAGCCACAGCCAUGGCCUAUGCAACCUCGGUCAGCACCACAUAAUGUUGUUUCUUCAGACAGUAUAGAUGCCUCUCCAAGCACUGGUGGUGCUGCUGAUUAUGCUAGUACAACUGUUGACUUUGAGCUUGACCCAUCUGACACCUCUCACUCUGCAAAGUCUCCUAGUUUUGACUCUUGGCAGCCUGAACCCGUUAGCAGUGGAUAUGGUGUGGCUGACUCAGGACUUGGUUCCCCAAAACAGGACUUUAACACUGGCUCCAAUGCAAAUGGAGAUGACUCGAGUAACAUCCCCCGUCUUGUCUUUGAGGAAGUCUUUCAAUAUCCCUCUGAAAAUACAGAGCCAUCUCCAAGUUAUGAUCCUUCAUUCCCAAGUUCCCCGACUAAUGUAGAAUCUCAACCUGUCUAUGCAUCAGCGAAGGGACGCUCAUUCUCUGGAGGAGAGAACCUUGACUUUGGUCAAACAAGUUACCAGCCACGUAAGAAGACCCCCUCUUGGGUUGCACAAAAACCAGUUGCCGACACCCAAGCAGUGGUCUCCCAGAGAGUGAGUGAACCGAUCCCUCCUCCUCCUCCACCCUCAAGCUACAUUAUCCAGUCCAGAAAUGGGUACCAGAGGGGCAGGUAUCUCCUCGCCAAAUCCAGCUACUUGCCAGAGUUUCCUCCUCCAAUGCCUGUGAGCUCAACGGGUAUCAAAAGGCCUGCAACAAGUCAACCAGCUUCCCCAAAGGGUGUGAAGGACCCGCAAAGAACCAAAUGGUAACCAGCAAAAAUUAUCCAAGUAACAGGUAAAUGUUUCAAUUAAUCUUAAUGUUUCAAAGUAACUGUCCUAUGAUUAACCUCUACUUUCUUACUUGCAGAACGAUGUGCUCUCUGGAG